Apodemus sylvaticus (European woodmouse) is the source of this 1254-nucleotide messenger RNA. RefSeq names its product neuropeptide FF receptor 2 (gene Npffr2). Gene Ontology annotation, cellular component: membrane. Gene Ontology annotation, molecular function: neuropeptide receptor activity; peptide binding; opioid receptor binding. Gene Ontology annotation, biological process: regulation of cAMP-dependent protein kinase activity; regulation of MAPK cascade; regulation of adenylate cyclase activity. The record is from RefSeq and is a predicted model, not a curated record. The coding region runs from base 1 to 1254 and encodes 417 amino acids. The transcript has 3 exons. NCBI's taxonomy places the organism in Eukaryota, Metazoa, Chordata, Mammalia, Rodentia, Muridae.
AUGAGCGAGAAAUGGGACUCAAACUCUUCCGAAAGCUGGAAUCUCAUCUGGAGUAGCAAUGUCACACAGCAUCACUGGUAUUCAGAUAUCAACAUCACAUACGUGAACUACUAUCUCCACCAGCCCCAAGUGGCAGCUGUCUUCAUUAGCUCCUACUUCCUGAUCUUUUUCUUGUGCAUGGUGGGAAAUACCAUCAUUUGCUUUAUUGUAAUAAGGAAUAGACACAUGCACACAGUCACUAAUUUCUUCAUCUUAAAUCUUGCAAUAAGUGAUUUACUGGUUGGAAUAUUCUGUAUGCCUAUCACGUUGCUGGACAACAUCAUAGCAGGAUGGCCGUUCGGAAGCAGCAUGUGCAAGAUCAGUGGGCUGGUGCAGGGGAUCUCAGUUGCGGCUUCUGUCUUCACCUUGGUUGCUAUAGCUGUGGACAGAUUCCGAUGUGUGGUCUACCCCUUCAAGCCAAAGCUCACCGUCAAGACAGCCUUUGUCAUGAUUGUGAUCAUCUGGAGCCUGGCCAUCACCAUUAUGACUCCAUCUGCAAUAAUGUUACAUGUACAAGAAGAAAAAUACUACCGUGUGAGACUAAGCUCCCACAAUAAAACCAGCACAGUCUACUGGUGUCGGGAGGACUGGCCAAGACAGGAAAUGAGGAGGAUCUAUACCACGGUGCUCUUUGCAACCAUCUAUCUGGCUCCACUCUCCCUCAUUGUUGUCAUGUAUGCAAGGAUCGGGGCUUUCCUCUUCAAGCCUUCAGCACUCUGCACGGGCAAGCAGCGCCCAGAGCAAUGGCACGCAUCCAAGAAGAAACAGAAGGUCAUCAAGAUGCUGCUGACUGUGGCCCUCCUUUUCAUCCUUUCCUGGCUUCCCCUGUGGACCCUGAUGAUGCUCUCAGACUAUGCUGACCUGUCUCCUAACAAACUACGCAUCAUCAACAUCUAUGUCUACCCUUUCGCCCACUGGCUGGCCUUCUGCAACAGCAGUGUCAACCCCAUCAUUUAUGGAUUCUUUAAUGAAAACUUUCGCAAUGGUUUCCAAGAUGCUUUCCAGAUCUGCCAAAAGAAAACCAAACCCCAGGAAGCCUAUGCCCUAAGAGCUAAACGCAGCAUGGUCAUAAACACAUCUGGCCUGCUGGGCCAGGAACCGGCAUCUCAAAACCCAGGUGGGGAAAAUCUGGGAUGUAGAAAAAGUGCAGACAAUCCCACACAGGAAUCCUUGAUGGAGGAAAUUGGAGAAUCUACUAAAAGUACUGAGGCUUAG